This is a messenger RNA of Exophiala bonariae, 3081 nucleotides long. RefSeq lists its product as uncharacterized. Gene Ontology annotation, molecular function: mannose-ethanolamine phosphotransferase activity. NCBI's taxonomy places the organism in Eukaryota, Fungi, Ascomycota, Eurotiomycetes, Chaetothyriales, Herpotrichiellaceae. Bases 1 to 3081 code for a protein of 1026 amino acids. Gene Ontology annotation, cellular component: endoplasmic reticulum membrane. The transcript is spliced from 2 exons. The record is from RefSeq and is a predicted model, not a curated record. Gene Ontology annotation, biological process: GPI anchor biosynthetic process.
AUGGUUGAUCAACAAGACAAAAGCCAGCGAACUGGUGAACCAGAUCAUCAGCCUCAAGCAACUGCAGGGUCUACUCCGAAUAACGACGCAAGAGAGCGACAGAAGAUAGUCGACCUCAAAGUCACCCAUAUUCUGCUUUCUGUCUUCUUCCUCUGGCUUGCUAUUGUGCAUGUUAUUGGCGUCCUCUUUUUUGCAAAAGGCUUUCUUCUUACCCGGCUGGUGCUGGACAAUCGGUCGGAAUGUGGUGUACUACCUAAUGGCGAACAACCAGAAGCUUCCACUGGAUGCUGGCAUCCGAAAACAUUUGACCGAGCAGUGGUCCUAGUCAUUGACGCUCUCCGAUACGAUUUCACUAUUCCUUCUCAUCGCUCGUCAAUCGAGCCCCAGCCGAAAUAUUAUUUGAACAACUUGCCCAUCUUGCAUAAAACGGCGGUUUCUUCUCCUGCGAAUGCGUUCCUCCUACCAUUCAUCGCUGAUCCUCCCACGACUACUCUGCAGAGACUGAAAGGAUUGACGACAGGUACUUUGCCUACAUUCAUAGACAUUGGCUCCAACUUCGCAGGUACAGCGAUUGAGGAGGAUAACAUUAUCUCUCAUCUGAAGGAUGCUGGAAAGACGGUGGUCCAUCUUGGGGAUGACACAUGGCAUGCAUUGUUUCCUGGGUAUUUCGAUCCCAAUAUGACGCGCCCGUACGACUCCUUUAAUGUUUGGGAUCUUCACACCGUGGACAAUGGUGUUAUAGAGCACAUCAUCCCGCUCCUAGCAAGUCCGCCAGGUGAAUGGGAUGUGAUUUUUGGCCAUUUCCUUGGUGUUGAUCAUGCCGGACAUCGUUAUGGACCAGAUCAUCAAGCCAUGGCAGAGAAGCUCAAUCAGAUGAACGGUGUCUUGCAGCAGAUCAUCAGUAAGAUAGAUGAUGACACACUCCUCGUUGUCUUAGGCGACCACGGAAUGGACCCGAAGGGUGACCAUGGUGGAGAGUCUGACGACGAAGUAGAAGCGGCCUUGUGGAUGUAUUCUAAGAAACCCCGAUUCGGCAGGAUAGAUGCAUCAGCUCUAUUACCGCCAGCUACUGCCAAAGAACGACCUGUGGGUCAGAUUGAUCUUGUUUCAACCAUGUCUCUACUUCUCGGUCUGCCUAUUCCCUUUAACAACCUUGGCAAACCAAUUGUUGAGGCGUUCGCUGGUCCUGGAAAACCUGACUGGAAAACUCUCACCAAUGUUCACCAACUGGCGCAAAGUCAAAUUGCAAGAUACCAGGACCAUUAUUCAAGGUCACGGGAUCUUGGACUUGAGAAUGUUGUCCACAAGCAUCAAUCACAACUCCUCGAAAUCGCAAACCGUGCAGCAUCUGCAGGGCAAUGGAAAGAUGCGUACGAGGCCUACUCCGAGUGGCAGCACGAAACGAUCUCCAUGUACAGAAAGCUUUGGGCGAACUUCAACCUUACAGACAUGCUUCUCGGCGUCGUCAUCUCAUCCCUGGCUCUAGUCUCUUUGUUUCUAUUCUCUCGGUUCUCAAGAGGUGACAGUUCAAGCCUUACGGCUGGCCUCCUCAGAGUGUCAACUCUUGGUUCGGUUUUGGGAGCAGCAUCCGGAGUCUCACUACCAUUCCUACUACCCUCACACUUUUCUACUUAUGGCGGUAUUUUUUUCGGCGCCAGCAUCAGCGGCAUUGCAAGUGCGGCAAUUUGGGCGUACCGCAACCAGCUGAUUGGAGGCGUUCUAAAACCUUCUAUUUGGGGAGGCAUGGCUGCAAUUUUUUGUCUAGCCCAAUGCGCAGGGUUUGCCUCUAAUUCAUACACGAUUCACGAAGACACGAUUCUCCUUUUCUUUCUGACAUCCUUUGGCAUCAUUUCACUGAUGUCCUCCUUGCGCCAGGCUUCUAAGAGCGACCGCGUCUUAGGGACUUAUCAAUCGGUGGUUUUCAUUUUCCUCACCAGACUCGCUUCUUUCUCGCGGCUAUGUCGCGAAGAACAGAUGCCAGGCUGUCGAUCAACCUUUUACGCUUCCUCAAAUUCUUCCACUUCUGCUCCAUGGCAUUUGUUGAUACCUUUCACAGUUGCCCUUGUCCUGCCCGAGAUAAUAAAAUCAUUCUACAACACAACGGCAUCGUAUGCAGCCUCAGCAGGCUUUUGGAUCGGAUUCACCUUCCGGAUGGGACUGGUCCUUGUUGCCGCAUAUUGGACUAUCGAUGCCGCCGAUAAUGGUGACUGGCUUCAAGAAAACUUCUCUUCCUCCUCAUUAAAGACUGCCGGCAUUGUGCUCGCACGUUCUGCCCUGGCAGUCGCCAUACCAAUAGGCAUUGGCACUUUUGUCUGGGCAAAACCAUGCAUUGACAUAGAGAUCGCAGAGUCUGUGCAAUCUUUGGCCGUUGGCUCAACGAAGACGAAUCCAGCUCGUCCUCAAGUGACUAUCUAUGGAUACGCCAAUGUCUACGGGACGCGAUAUUUCCUCCUUGUACCAGUGCUGGUACUGACCAUCACUCUCCUUCUACCACCAAUGGGUCAAUUCAGCAUGGCAAUCCUGACAUGGCAGAUCCUGUGCCUGCUCGAAAUCCUGGACACCAACAACCUGACAAUCACCUCACGGUAUAAGUCGUCUAUCGGACCCAUCGUGCUCGCCAUGCUGGGCAGCUACCACUUCUUCAAAACUGGACACCAAGCAACCCUCGCAUCUAUCCAGUGGAACAGCGCGUUCGUCCCACUCCGCACAAUCCGAUACCCUUGGUCGCCGGUGCUCGUCAUGCUCAAUACAUUUGGAGCACAGAUCCUCUGCGCGGCCGCGGUACCUCUAACGGUGCUGUGGAAGCGACCGGUGGGUAGAUCCACAGGCCUGAGCCGAGGCAUCUGGAAUGACGUGCUAACUGCAUGUCUGACACACCUGCUGUACUAUGCGGCCAUCGCGUUGGCUACGACCCUGUGGGCCGGUCACCUCCGGCGGCAUCUCAUGCUGUACCGCGUGUUUAUGCCGCGCUACUUGAUGGCGAACGGCGUUUUGGUGAUAGUGGACUUCGUGCUGCUAACAGUGGCGCUUGCUGGUGUACGGGUCACCGGUUUGAGCGUAGGAGAAGUCUUUGGGUACUAG